Strigops habroptila (Kakapo) is the source of this 4360-nucleotide messenger RNA. RefSeq names its product syntaxin binding protein 6 (gene STXBP6). Gene Ontology annotation, cellular component: exocyst; plasma membrane. Gene Ontology annotation, biological process: exocytosis; Golgi to plasma membrane transport; regulation of SNARE complex assembly. The transcript has 6 exons. NCBI's taxonomy places the organism in Eukaryota, Metazoa, Chordata, Aves, Psittaciformes, Psittacidae. The coding region runs from base 580 to 1212 and encodes 210 amino acids. Gene Ontology annotation, molecular function: phosphatidylinositol-4,5-bisphosphate binding. The record is from RefSeq and is a predicted model, not a curated record.
GUUCAUUCUGGAGCUCUGCCCGUCCAAACUCCCGCAGCCCAGGAGCUGGGCGCUCAGCCCGCCCCGGCGGAACCCGCCCCCCGCGGGGCCUCCCCCGCCCCCCGCCGCGCUGCCUGCACGGCCCGCUCCCACGGUGCGCGCUCGGGGUGAGGCGCUGCCACGGCCUGCGCCGCCACUCCGGCUACGCGGGGGCCCCGCGGGCGCGGAAGCGGCGCCCAGCCCGCGAUCAGCAGCGUGUGGCGUUCGUCCGUUCCCUCCCCUCCGGCGAUCCCAAACUCCCGUCCCAACGCGCUUAGUUCCUCCCGCCUCCCAAACCAGCUUCCUGCCCCGCUUCUCCCGCGCCACCCGAUCGCGGCCGGCCCGGGACAGCGGCGGCGGGGGCGGCCCGCGGGCGGCCCCGAUUGGCGCAGCCCGCGCACGUGGGGCCGCCCUCACGCCUCGGCGCUGGCAGCGCGGCGGCCGCUGCCGCGGGGCACGGCACGGCGCUCCGCUCCGCGCGGGUUCCGCGCACCGCUCCGGCCAGCAGAGGACCCGAGCCGGCAGGAAGAGAGCAUCAGUCUGCUAUAUCUGUGAUCUACAAUGAAUGCCAAAUCUGCAAUCAGCAAAGAAAUUUUUGCCCCACAUGAUGAAAGGAUGCUGGGAGCUGUCCAAGUGAAAAGAAGAACAAAAAAAAAGAUUCCUUUCCUAGCUACUGGGGGUCAGGGUGAAUAUUUAACAUACAUCUGCCUGUCAGUGACAAACAAGAAACCAGCUCAAGCAUCUAUUACAAAGGUGAAGCAAUUUGAAGGCUCUACAUCUUUUGUCAGGAGAACGCAGUGGAUGCUCGAGCAGCUCCGCCAGGUCAAUGGUAUAGACCCUAAUCGGGAUUCCCCAGAAUUUGAUCUACUAUUUGAAAAUGCUUUUGACCAAUGGGUAGCAAGCACAGCUUCAGAAAAGUGCACAUUCUUUCAGGUUCUACAUCACACUUGUCAGCGAUACCUUACAGACAAGAAGCCAGAAUUUAUCAACUGCCAAUCUAAAAUUAUGGGAGGAAACAGCAUACUCCAUUCAGCAGCAGACAGCGUGACAAGUGCUGUACAGAAGGCAAGUCAGGCUUUGAAUGAACGUGGUGAAAGGCUAGGUCGAGCAGAAGAAAAGACAGAGGAGCUGAAAAACAGUGCUCAGCAGUUUGCAGAAACUGCACACAAACUUGCCAUGAAGCACAAAUGCUGAGAUACUGCCCAAACUUGAAACCUUCCCAAGAGAAACUGAAAAGGCUACGUUCAGCAUCUUUUACAGGAGAUCCAGACUUCUGUGUGCUUUUUUCUUCCAGUUCAGUGGAGAUGCAUUCUUUCAGUUUCCGUGCAGGAAAAAGUGUUGCAUUUCUACGUUUUUGACUUUUGUUCCUCUUUUGUAAUAUUGCUACACAGUCCUGCAGUAUUUUCUACCUGUAUUUCAGUUGUUACAGGGGUGAAAGCAAACAGGGGAACUGGACCAAAUGACAAGCUGAUCAGGAUUAAAAUAGUAAUAUUCUUCCCCACUUGUACAGAAAAUUAUUUAACUGGUUGUGGACAUGUGUGUGGAAAUAAAAUCCAAAGAAGGGGUAUACUUUUCAUUUUAUGUAGCAUCAGCAGAAUGAGAAUGUUGGAAUUAUGCACCUGGGGUUGUAACUAGUGGAGAAUAGACUGCUUUGUCCUGAGAAACAGAAAAGCUUGUUUUUUCUACCCGAUGUAGGAAGUUUUGCAUGUGCCAUCACCAGCAUUCGGAAGUGCAUAUCUGAAUUUCAUAUCUGCAUACUGCAUACUCCUGUUUUCACUUCUGGAUUGAUUAUUUGAAUAGUAUAAUGAAACCUACAGAAUGUAUGCUUGAGGUUUCAAAAUUGAAGAGACAAGAUUUACAUCUAUGCGAACAUAGCUGUGCCUCAAACACAAUCUAGAAUUCCACAAUCUGAUAAUAACAUUUCAUCAUCUUUUUUACCUGUGAUUCUGUGGGUAAAGGCCUACAUAAAUGAGAAUGCAAAGGCCUGGGAAAAUGAGAAUGCACUAUUUUCCAACACUUCAGAAACUUGUGUGAUUAGAAUGACCUUUGUGUUAGCUAGUGAUCUGAUUUCUAAUAUAGAGGCUUUCAAAAAGCAUGUCUUGGUACAGUAGUAUCAUAACGUCUGGUUUGGGUCUCAGUUUUUAAUAUAUAUAUUAUCACUGGAAGGGUGACUCCUUCAUUCUGUAUUCACUAUAUGCAAUAUAUGCACUGUAUUCUCUUACAAAAAAAUAAGUAGGUUACUCUUUUCCUUCACCACUGUUUUCUUAACAUUUUUGAAGAUCAUCUAAGACACUUCUAGAGUGAAAAAGGGGGGAGGGGAAGGAUGCUGCACCUUUUUUUUUUUCCUUAAAAAAAAACCAAAAACAAAAACAAAAAACAAAAACAAAAACCCACAUAAACCCCCCCCCAAAAAAAAAAAAAUCCAAAAAACCACAGCAAUCUGGAAACAGAAAUCCUAGCAGAGAUUUCAGCCUUCAUCUUCUGAAGAUUCCUGCUCUUUAUUUUUGUCCUCAUUUUACCAGAGAGCCAGAAAGCUGGCAUUACAUGAAUGUACUGUAGUUUUCAUUUUCAAUGUAGAAUAAGAUUUUUGCAUUAUUAAUGACACUUUGAAAAGUCCUCAGAGCAGUGCUUGUAAGGGAGAUAAAAGCUUCUGUUAGUAGUUGAGAGUAUUUUAGUUACUGCAAGCUAAAGUAACUGAAAAUCUCUUGGAAAUACCCAUUUUGUAAAAAGAUGCUUGGCUGUACAAAAACAUUCUCAUUUGAAUUAAAGACACUAUCUAGUUAACUGAUUGCAUUCAAACUUUACAUCUGGUUUGUUUGGGGUUUUUUCCCUGUAAUUUGAACUGUUCUGUAUGAAGCUCUUUAUUGAAUUUCACACUGGGAAUUGAGGGAAGGAGUAAAUUUGUCAUCCCUCUAGCACCAUAGGAUCAUGUAGAUCUGUUUAGCAUCAGCUUUAAUGGUUACUACACCCACCACUGUCAACUGAAAAGGAAUUUGGCCACAUCUGUUAUAAAUCAGAACUGGCUCAUUAACAAUAUGAGUUCUGAACACUCCACUGAGCUACAUACAAUUAAUGUUUGCCCUGGAAAAGUCAGUAGCUUUCUGAGCACUAUUGUAAUGACUAUGGGUAUUUCCGCAAAUUAACCAGGAAAACAGUCCCUCAUUAGAUAUUAAACUUCUCCUAGAGACAAAAUUUUAGGCUGUUUUUUUAAAACUAGCUGCAUUAGAAAUGAGUCAGGGAGUCCUUUUUGACCACAUAGCUAUCUUCUGUCAUCCUUUCCACUCUUAGUUUUUGUAACUGUAUUCUGCUGCUAACCUCACAAGUCUUUCUUUUGAGAGAAAGAAGGAAUAGGUUUUGAACUGCUGCCAUCUAGCUGGUCUUUUAAGCUUGUCAGUAAUUUAGAAGAAAUGUCUAAAACCCAGAUCAGAUAAACCUGAAAAGAAUUAAUUGUCUAAAUUCAGAUAAAAAAGCAUAGGUUUUCAGGUGUUUACAUGAAUAUCAGCUGGACAGGCCAAGGUCACAGUUGCACUGUCAAGUUCUAGACCUUGUGUGAGCUGAACUAUUCUAAAACCUUACUUUAGUCCCACUGACAGUUUUUCAGCAUUUUUUUUUUUUUUUUUUUUAUAUUCUCCACAUGUGUUUUGUUAUGUAUCAUAACUCAGGACUUUUAUCCAACCAUCAAAAGCCAUUUUCUAUGGGAAUUUUGAGUAACCUAGUGUUAUUACAUGAAGGAAAAGUGGUUUGUCUGUGUGUUUACUUUGUUCUUGCUGUUCAUUAAAUGACAAGAUAUGGUAGUUUAUAGAAAAAAAAUUGGAGGUGUAUAAAUGUCUAUCCAAAAUCUUAUAGCAUUGCAGUUUCCUUCUGGAACUGAGCUUGUAGUGUAUACAACCUAGUGUUAUUAGAUAGUCAUGUAUAUAACAUAUACUAUAAUUCAGGUUAAUGUUUCAUAUGAAAGAAUGUAUUUGUAAAUUGUAACUACAUCAAUAGUUUAUCUUUUUAAAGUUCUGCAAAGAAUAAAAAUAUUGUUGGGUUUCACUACUGUACUGCAAACUCUGUCUUAAAAGGCUACUUUUGUGUUUAGCAAAAGUUGUGCAUUAUGUGAAAUAUUAACAAAAAUGUGCUCUCUAAAAAGUGAUCUUAAAGGUAGGUAGGUUUUGUUAUAAUAUGCCAGAAUCGUAAUACUUGCUGGUAUCUAUUGUAACCAAUUCCUUGAAAGUUCUCAAAGAUGUAGAAAUUAUUUUGUGCCGUUCUGGGGAAGAAAAAAAGCGGGACCGGCUCUCUUGAGUCAUUUCUGGAAAUCCUGAUUUUGUCAUUAAAUACUUUAACUGUGAUGAAAAGAAAA